Molecule: messenger RNA, 477 nt
Organism: Purpureocillium lilacinum
Lineage: Eukaryota; Fungi; Ascomycota; Sordariomycetes; Hypocreales; Ophiocordycipitaceae
Product: blue light receptor
Biological process (GO): regulation of DNA-templated transcription
Molecular function (GO): sequence-specific DNA binding; zinc ion binding
Source: RefSeq, a predicted model, not a curated record
AUGUCUAUCACGAGCCUCAGCCCAGGCCAUGCUCCGUGCACGCGCUCGCCGCGGGACAAGCGGGCCAACAAGGAUCCCGACACCCUGCGGCAGCAGCAGCAGCAACGCGAGCUGGGCCGGCGGCACAGUCGCGACGUCGAACCUAAGGCCCGUUCGGGAGACGAUGGCAGCUUCGAGAUGAUCCGCCGCGAACUAGACGCCGACUGCACCAUUGUCAUAUCGAGCUCCCCCCUCGCCACCCCGGUGAAGCAGGAGAGGAGCGCGGCCAAGGCGGAGGCGCCUCAGGCCCGGCAGGCGCACAAGAGCCGCCGACAGCGCCUGAGCAACGCCGUCAUGAGAUGCCACGCGUGCGGCACGGGGGACACGCCCGAGUGGCGGCACGGGCCGGACGGACCGGGGACGCUGUGCAACGUGUGCGGGCUCGUCUUUCAGAAGCAGCAGCGACGGUUCUUGCGGGACGCCGGCCGGCGGUGGUGA